AUGACAUCCACUGGCAUGCUUUUAGUCGAUACAUCACCACAGCCAUACACACUCUCACGGGCGACUUGGCAAUCACAAAAUCUCCCUGUGAAGCCAUUUUCCACGAGAGUGGAUACUUGGGCGGAAGAUGGUUCAGAAGACGACAUAUGCGAGGAGAUCGAAGACAACGUCAUCGAUAUCCCCUCUCGGUACAACAAGGGCAACUUUAAAAAAUUUCGCCAAUCCCUCAGUUGCCUAAUGGUCGAGCAGGUGUUAGCCGCUGAGAUGAUCAUCGCCCAGAUUUCGGACCACAGAGGCCAACUAGCCACAUUCAAACAUUGUCUCAUAACGGUCUGUAAAGAUCAUGUCAAAUCUUCUGACACCGAUGGGCAUUGGCCAGUUCGGCUGAUGGAACUGAGGCCCAUCGUCUUGGCCGUCAUCAACUUUCUCCUUGAGCGAUGUUGGCGCAGACAAGGCAAGGCUCCGGGCGAGACAGUGAACGAGGUGGGCUUCCUGGAUAUGCACACAAAAUUGGAGUCGGCUUUGCUCAUCGACGUUUUCCCAGACGUCACCAAGCUGCCAACUCUCGUGGCCCGACUUCAAGAGUGCUUCAAACGGCUGCAUAAGCACCGCCUUGAUAGUCUUUGGGACCUCGUAUACGUGAAACGACAAAACGAAGGCUAUCAUGACUGCGUAUGCAGCUCAACGUCAGCUAUGAGUAUUGCUGGAGCCUUUACCUGCAUGUCCCGUUUUCGGAAGUUCACAUUAACCACUCGACAGAGGGCUUGCCAAGGGGUCAGUGUCCGGCCCAUGCCAGGCCAGCGUCCCGUUCCACAUGGCGUGGCAAUCAGACUCGGCAACCUACGGCCCAGCACCCGGACGAGGGCGCUACCACUAUCCUAUCUAGAACAAUGCGUCGAGACCCUUGAUAAAGAUUGA
Molecule: messenger RNA, 918 nt
Organism: Truncatella angustata
Lineage: Eukaryota; Fungi; Ascomycota; Sordariomycetes; Amphisphaeriales; Sporocadaceae
Exons: 2
Coding region: 1-918 (305 amino acids)
Source: RefSeq, a predicted model, not a curated record